This is a messenger RNA of Amphimedon queenslandica, 4014 nucleotides long. RefSeq names its product eIF-2-alpha kinase GCN2-like. NCBI's taxonomy places the organism in Eukaryota, Metazoa, Porifera, Demospongiae, Haplosclerida, Niphatidae. Gene Ontology annotation, molecular function: protein binding; protein kinase activity; ATP binding. The record is from RefSeq and is a predicted model, not a curated record. Gene Ontology annotation, cellular component: cytoplasm; nucleus. Bases 11 to 3973 code for a protein of 1320 amino acids. The transcript has 35 exons. Gene Ontology annotation, biological process: protein phosphorylation.
UAUUAAUAAAAUGGAGGAUCAGAGCUAUGAGGAGAGACAGAGAGACGAGCUGGAGUUCCUUCAGUUUGUGUUCAUGAGCGACUUUGAGGACAUGAGAGAGAAGGACACGUGGAAGAUCCAAAGACCUCCUGAGAUAAUGAUAAAACUGACGCCACAGAAGAGCAUCAGCACCAGUGUACAGAGACUACAGAUUUCUGUCAAGUUACAUGCGAAGUAUUCUUCCGAUUAUCCAGACACGCCCCCUCAAUUAGACCUUAUUGAGCCACACCUCCUCUCCAAGGACCUCGUUAAAGAAUUAUUGACUGAAAUUAAUGACCUAGCUAAGAGUAGAAUUGGAGAGGUGAUGAUGUUAGAAAUAGCUCAACACGUCCAAUCAUUUCUACACAAACACGACCGACCCCCAGUAUCACUGUAUGAGGAAAUGGUUAAGAGGAGAGAGAAAGAAGCUGAAGAGGAAAGCAAAAAGAAGUUUCAAGAACAAGAAGUUGCCAGACACCAAAGACAAGAAGAGAUUGCUCAGGAGCUGCAGCGGAGACAGGAUCAACUGAGAGAGAAACUAUUGCAAGAUUUUGACGAGGAGAGCUCCAGCGAUGAUGAACUCGUUACUAAAAAUAGUAACAAACCAACCGGUCAGAAGGACAGUGAUGACAUCACUAACCCGCCCCUCCCUCUCCCUCUUGAAGAUAGUCCAAUUGUGGGACGAGGGAACGGGAACAUCCUCCGUGGGAAGCUACUGGGAGACAGUAGUCAUGGUUACUAUUCAGUGUACUGUGGUAUGGAGGUUGAUACUGGUAGUCUAGUGUGUGUCUAUGAAUGGAUAAUACCCUGCAAGACACAGAAGAAGGCUGACACUAGGAGGAGCAGACAAGUUGCUAGUAUCAGGCAGGAGUAUGACUCAUUCAGUGAGAGGUUCAUUAGUCACUCAUCAAUUGUCAAAUAUUUAUUAAUGAGACACAAUCUCACUGAACACGGGAUACUAGUCGAGGUUGGUAUGGAGUACAUUACUGGUGGUAGUCUGAACUCUCUCCUUCAAGGUUCAAGUUCCUCUCCAAUAACUGGAAAAUCCCUCCAGCUUUAUAGUAAGCAGUUGCUGGAGGCUGUAGCUUACCUUCACUCGCAAGGAAUAGUCCACAAUGACAUAAGGCCGUCACUGGUUUUUAUUGAUCCUGUUCAAGGUGUCAAACUAGCUGGUCAUACCAUAAUCAAGAGGUUAUCCGAUUUGACGGGCAAAGUUAAUGAGGAGGCGUGGCCUAGAGGCUUCUUCACUAAACUAGGAGGAAAGAAAACCGAUAUUUUAAAACUAGGUAUGGUUAUAUUCUGUAUGUCUGUGGGUCGGGUUACUGUCUCAUACCCACCUGAUGUUCCUGAACAUUUCAGUGAAGACUUUAAAGAUUUUUUAAACAAGUGUCUCAAUAAUAAUGAAUACCAGCGAUACCCUGCUCAUGAGUUACUGGUUCAUCCGUUCAUAACUCCGCCCACUUUUAUUCCUGGAUCUAUAGACCAUACCCACAGGACAGAGGCUGGUGUUGGGCUGUUAAGAGAUAAAAGUGCUGACUCAGGUUUAGCUGAUCCUGUCUCUCAUGUUGGGGGCAGGUCUCGUCUGGAGGCAGAGUUUGAGGUCCUGGAGGUGCUGGGUAAAGGAGGCUUUGGAGACGUCAUUAAAGUUCGUAACUACCUGGACAGUAGACUGUACGCCAUUAAGAAGGUGAGACUGACUGGGGGCAGUAAAAUGAUGACUAAACUAACUCGAGAGGUGGAGCUAUUGUCACAGAUGAACCACGAGAAUAUCGUCAGGUAUUACAAUGCCUGGAUUGAGAAAUACAGCGAGCCUAAUCACCAUGGCAACGAGGAGGAGGGGGAGGAGUUUAGUGAUAGUUCGGAAGAUGAAGACACGACAGAAGAGGAGGAGGAGGAGGAGGAGAGAGAGGAAGGACUGUCCUUCAUUGAAUUCAAAUUAGACGAAUCUACAAGACUUGACUCAUCAGAUCAGAUCAGAGAUGAUUCCUACUCCUUCAGCAGUGAUGUCUUCACUGAUACUGAAGACAGGGACGUGUUUAAAGGGAAGGUUGAUACCCCUGGUACUAAUGUGGCCACUCUAUUGGAGGCUGACCUAAUGGUGACCACACCCAGGAGAGGAUUCAUACAUUCAGAGUCUUCUGAUUCUGUGGUGUUUCAGGACACUAGUUUAAUGGCUCCUCCAGGAGGAGAGGGAGAGGAGGGAAGUACUGCUACUGGUGGUGGUGGUGCUGGUGGUAGAGCAAAGCAAAAGCAAACAGGGCAAUCACAGUAUCUGUAUAUACAGAUGGAAUACUGUUCCAAUCAAACUCUAAAGGUAUUGAUUGAUUCUGGUCAGCUGAUCAAGAGCUCAGGGUUUGAGUUAGGCUGGCAGCUGUUCAGAGAGAUCACCGAAGGACUAGCCCACAUUCACUCCCAGGGGAUGAUCCACAGGGACCUCAAACCAGUCAAUAUAUUCCUUAACUCUUCAGGACACUGUAAGAUCGGGGACUUUGGACUAGCUACCACCUUCAGUAAAUAUCACACAGGACUAUCAAGACAGCAAUCUAUACCCAGCAACACCAGUAUACUGGCUGGUGACACUGGUCUAGUCGGUACUAUGCUGUAUUUAGCUCCAGAGCUUCUAAAGUCAGUAGUCAAAUACACUCAAAAAGUGGACAUGUAUAGUUUGGGUAUCAUCCUGUAUGAGAUGUCCCACCCUCCACCUGCUACAGUGAUGGAGAGGGUGAAGAUACUGACUGAUGUUAGGAAGAAGGAGAUCGUCUUUUCUGAGAGAUUCAAGACAUCAAAGAAGAUGAGCAAACAGCUGUUUGUUGUCAGGUGGUUAUUAAACCACAGUCCAGCUGAGAGGCCGACCAGUGCCCAGUUACUGAACAGUUCCCACGUACCAAGACAGAUCGAGGAGGAGCAGCUGCAAGAAGCUGUCGAACACACUCUACAGAAUCCCAACUCCUCCCAGUACAAGAGGUUAAUGGAGAAACUGUUCUCUCAAGAGAAUUCAAAACUUUUUGAAAUGUCUUUCUUCUCGGAACACUCAAGCCUUGACCUGGAUAAGGUCAAUAAAUCCUCCUUCAGUCCAACAUAUUUCCUAUUGCAGCAGUUUGUGUGGAAUGUGACUGAAUCAGUAUUCAAUAAACACUUGAGCCUUCUGUCUCAUUCCUUGAGUAAGUGUCAGGGGCUAGUCUGUUCAUUAAAUCCUGAUAUUCCUCUUCACGACGAGUGUCUGAAGCUGGUCCAGGACCUGAGGGACCUCAAAGGACUCUUAGUGGAUCACCUUUACCACCACCUGGAGCUGGAGGACCUACAGGACUUCUGCUGUAGGAGACACAUACCACACCUCAUUAUUAUAGACAACUCACUGCUAGUUAGGAACCAGUAUAAGUUGCGGUCACUGGACACUGAUAAAGGAAGGGUGACAUCAGAGAGGAUUGUCAGUAACAUACAGGAACUGAUUGAGUACAUUAUACCUAAGCACUCAAUUGAGAGAAAUGAUUCCACUGAGGGAGUUCCUCAAGUAUCGGCCAGUAGAUCAUCAGCUGCUGCCACCAAUACAGACACUAGUUCACUGCCAGCUGUCACCAUUACUACAAUUGGCAGACAAAAAGUAGCCGGGAACAUUAAAAGAAGAUACGACAGUCAUAUAUUAACAAAACUGUCUCCAUUACUGACCCAACUGCCUACCAAAUCACCGAUUGAGAUAAUAGCAAUUGAUUUUGAGUUAGAAGCGUUGUGCCAGCUUGCAGUUGAGAUUAACAAAUCAAUCAGUCAAUCUAAAAGUGAUCACACAUCAGUUAUAAAACUAUUGACAGAAAGAUUCCCUUCUUUUGGGAAGAAAUACAUCACUCAGGUUUGUGAAGCCAUUCAAGAGAGAACAGCAAAAAAAACUCCAAUCAUAUUUUUAUACAGUCACGUUGCUGAACAGUGUCAAAUUGUGCUCAACAAUUCUUUAAUUUCAUGAAAUAAUAAUCAUAUUUCUUUCUUUUUAUUGUGACCAUAAUU